Messenger RNA from Eutrema salsugineum, 156 nucleotides. RefSeq lists its product as uncharacterized. NCBI's taxonomy places the organism in Eukaryota, Viridiplantae, Streptophyta, Magnoliopsida, Brassicales, Brassicaceae. The transcript is spliced from 2 exons. Bases 1 to 156 code for a protein of 51 amino acids. The record is from RefSeq and is a predicted model, not a curated record.
AUGAAGGGGAAAUUGUGGUUGAUUGCUUUACUUUUGGUUCUCUCUUUGGUGAUUUCCUCUUAUGGGGUUUCAGCUCAGCCAUACGAACUCCGCAAGCUCAUCGGAGUUAUAGGAGCACGGCGUAGUACAUCACCACCAGCGGACCAAUGUUGCUAG